Messenger RNA from Culicoides brevitarsis, 1628 nucleotides. RefSeq names its product proclotting enzyme-like. The record is from RefSeq and is a predicted model, not a curated record. Gene Ontology annotation, biological process: proteolysis. Gene Ontology annotation, molecular function: serine-type endopeptidase activity. NCBI's taxonomy places the organism in Eukaryota, Metazoa, Arthropoda, Insecta, Diptera, Ceratopogonidae. Bases 1 to 1548 code for a protein of 515 amino acids. The transcript is spliced from 5 exons.
AUGAUAACGAAAUUUUUGGUUCUGGCGACUUUUGUCGUCGCGAUUCACGCGCAAUUAUUGGGACUUAACUUGAAUUUGAACACACAACCGCAAACUUACCAGCAAAUGCAGCAACAGAUGCAACAACAAAUGCAACAAAGACCUUCCUUCGAUACUCGACCACGUCCUGCAAGUGACAGCUCGGAGACACAAUAUCACUAUCCGUGUCACGGAGACAUUGUUCAAAUGACUCGUCCUGGAGGGCAACUCACUGCAGCGACGAAUUAUUGGAAUGGUCGCGUUGAUUUGACGGAUUACGAGUACUUGAAAGCCAUUAAACUCGUAAUUCGUGUCGAUCAAGCGGCAGAAAUCACUGUAGAUCCCGAAGUUGGUUACGUAAGCGGACCAAAGACGGGAAAAGUCUUUCGAGUGACGUACGAAGGAGCGCCUCCAGACGUGAAUGAAGUGCAUUUUCACAUUAGAGGACUUCAGAGCAAACUUUUUCCGAAUUUGGUGUCACUUUAUUUGAAUAAUCGGGAGAUUUGUAAAAAUCCAACGUCGAUCGUCAACAACCUUUCGGGAACACUAACGAACCUUGGAAAUGCUGGAGGACAAUUAACCGGAGGCUUAACUGACACCCUUGGCGUUGGAGGACUCUCUGGCGGGCUUUUUGGAGUUCCAGCAGGAACUAAUUACAAUAAUGCCGGUUCGAGACCUCAAAACGUAAGAACAACCACAACGACCCGUAAACCAUCGACUUCGAGGACAACAACGCCCGCAAUCGCUACUUGCGGAAAGCGACAAAUUACUCAGUCAGCGUAUAUUACCAACGGAUAUGAAGUUCGCCCGGGAGAUUUUCCGUGGCAUGCAGCUUUGUAUCAUAAGGGAACACGAUCUUCUUCUUACAAAUGUGGCGGAACUUUGAUCAAUAAACAAACUGUCAUCACAGCAGCUCAUUGUUUAUAUUCCAAUGGACGUCCGAUAGUUCCCGAUAAAGUCAGCAUUCAACUCGGAAAACACAAUUUAAACAUUUUUGACGCCAAUACGGUCGAAUAUCAAGUCUUUAAACUCAUCAUUCACCCCGAAUAUUCGCCAAUUGACUUGCAAGACGACAUCGCUCUCGUUCGUUUGGACAACGUCGUCGAAUUUACUCAAUUUAUAUUUCCCGCUUGUUUGUGGAAAGCCGAGAAAAAAGCACUUGAGAACGUCAUUGGGCGCAAAGGAAGUGUCGUUGGCUGGGGUUUGACGGAAGACGAUGGCUUGGCGGAAGUUUUGAACGCUGGCACGAUGCCCGUCGUUGGAUUCCUCGAGUGUCUCGAGAGUGACAGAGACUUUUUCGGACCAUUUUUGUCGGACUUUAAUUACUGCGCGGGAUACAGAAAUGGUACAAGUGUGUGCAAUGGAGACUCCGGAGGAGGCAUGUUCUUCCAAGAAAACGGGUUAUGGACACUCCGAGGCUUGGUUUCGUUCAGUUCUGUUCGUGAAGACCGCGAUGUUUGCAAUCCGGAGAACUUUGUGAUAUUCACUGACGUAGCGAAAUACUUGGAUUGGAUCGAAGAAAAUAUGUAAAAGCUCGUUUUUGGUCGUUUUUUCACUCAACAUAGUUUUAAACCUUUCAGCGAAUUAAAAUUUUUAAUAAAUUUUUAUUA